This is a messenger RNA of Ziziphus jujuba (common jujube), 2327 nucleotides long. RefSeq names its product serine/arginine-rich splicing factor RS41. Gene Ontology annotation, cellular component: nuclear speck. The coding region runs from base 1410 to 2150 and encodes 246 amino acids. Gene Ontology annotation, biological process: mRNA splicing, via spliceosome. Gene Ontology annotation, molecular function: RNA binding. The transcript is spliced from 5 exons. Lineage: Eukaryota; Viridiplantae; Streptophyta; Magnoliopsida; Rosales; Rhamnaceae. The record is from RefSeq and is a predicted model, not a curated record.
AGAAAUUUGUGUUGCUUGAGCGUGAAGAAAAAAUGAAGCCCGUAUUUUGUGGAAACUUAGACUUUGAUUCUCGUCAGUCUGAUGUUGAGAAGCUUUUUAGAAGAUAUGGGAAGGUUGAUAAGGUGGACAUGAAGUCUGGUAAGAUAGUUUUGCUGCUUAAAUGUUUUUCACUAUUUACAUUAAUUAUUUCAACUACGUUAUAAGAUCUGGGUUCUUUGCCCUUUAGUUUAUUUUCUCUUCUGAUGUUGAAUCCAUACUGGUUUACACAAGCUUUAAACUUUUGGUGAGUUUAUGGUAUCUGAUUUUGACAAGUGGUUCCAACUUUGUGUUAAGAAGUUUGCUUUAGAUUAAUGUGGUAAUAUCUGAACAGUAUUUUGGGUUGUGUUCAAGUUGAUAUGCACUGUGUAUGAUCGGUAAGUAUUUAAUAAUUGAAAUCAUAAUUACUGCAAUUUAUGCAUAUCCACUAGGUUCGAUACUGUUUCACAUAAAGCACAGGUUGUGAAGUUUGGCUGUGGUCCCGGGACAACAAGGAAUUUAAAAGGGCCAUACAGAAAUUGAAGCUGCUCUUUUCUUUCGUUUUCUGUUUCUUGGUGGAAAAACCAUUCGGAGUCUGCAUCUCAAUUAUGAGAGUUUCAACUUAUGUUGAGUAGUGGUGGGGUUUUCAGGAUAUGUUUAAGAAUGGGAAAUAUAGUGUACAACCAUUGAAAAGUAUCAUAUGAGAUAUGAUAUAUUGACUCCUUUUGUAUAUCAGUGAUUGUGGAAAACAUUGAGGUUUGGCUACUGUCAUUAACCUCAACUGUUUAAAUUGAUAAGUAUAUAUGUGUUUUGUUUUUGACACUUUAAAAGAUUAAAGAACUGAGAAACUCCCCUUUCACUUGUCAAAUACAAAAUGUUUGACUUAUUUUUCUAGAGAUGGAGGGGAGGGGAAUGCAGUAACACAUACGUGAUAAAACUUCUCAUUGUAAAACAAUUUUAAUCUUUUUAGUGUUUUUUGUGUCUCAAGUUGAAAAUUUCAUUUUUCUAACAAAAAGAAAAACAAAGGAUGUUUUUUGUUUUGUUUCCCUUUUAAGCAAAAUUAUCACAAUUUAUUGCACAAUAGUUGUUAGGAAAAUAUCCCAGCUGUUAUACAAAAGGGUCAAUAUGAAAAUUGCUGUCAGGAUGGGUGUAUACACUAUUUUCCUUUGAGAGAAGCAGGUUUUUUAUGAAGUGUAAACCCCCAUACUCAACAAUUUCUUUGGCGCAGGAUUACUUGGAAUGUCCAUGCUCUUCUUGGAUGGAUGUGCGUCACUGCAUUUAUUUUCUAGCAUGUGCCAGCUUCAUCUUCUUGUAUUUUUCCAGAAGAAUUAAUCUGAUCUGCCUUAGUCCUGCCAUUCUACAUUCCCUCAGUCACCAUUGCUUUUUCAUUCCCCAUGAAUUUUGCACAGUGUUCAAUUUCCGACAUGUUUCACCAUAGAAACAUGACAAUAUCGCAGCCAGUGGCAGGAUUUGCUUUUGUCUAUAUGGAGGAUGAGCGAGAUGCUGAAUAUGCAAUACGAAGACUUGACAGGACAGAAUUUGGUAGAAAGGGGCGACGACUUCAUGUUGAGUGGACUAAGCAAGAACGUGGGAUUAGAAGACCCAGUGACUCGAAAAGAUCUUCAGCGAACAUGAGACCAUCAAAAACCUUGUUUGUUAUUAACUUUGACCCAAUUCAUACUAGAACAAGAGAUCUGGAGAGGCACUUUGAUUCGUAUGGGAAAAUACUGAAUAUAAGGAUAAGAAGAAAUUUUGCAUUUAUUCAGUUUGAAUCACAAGAGGAUGCUACAAGAGCAUUGGAUUCAACAAACUUGAGCAAGUUUCUAGAUCGAGUCAUAUCAGUUGAAUAUGCUGUCCGUGAUGAUGAUGACAGAAGAAAUGGGCACAGUCCUGAUAGGAGAGGCCGUGGUGUGUCUCCUGAUAAACGAAGCAAUGAUCGUGGGAGAUCCCCAAGUCCAUACCGUAGAGAUAGGGCUAGUCCUGACUAUGGCCGUGGAUCUCAUCCAAGUUCUAGACUUGAACCAAGAGGAAGUCCUGAUUAUGACGGAGCUUCAAGCCCAGUCAAUGAUAGAUAUCACAGCAGCAGCCGUAGCCGCAGCCGUUCACCCCCACUGCGGGAAAGAUCUCGGUCCUGAGAAGGAAUGCAUUGAAGUUUCAAUAUAUUAGUUGGUAGGUUGUUUGUUUCUUCGGUGAUGCUCUAAGAUUAGUGUUAUUGUUAUGGUGAAUUUGAAUCAUGGCCCGCAUGGCCACUAAAAGACCUUUGCCUAGGAUCCCCACAAAAAGGACCUGAUAUAAAAUUGUCACGUUAAGUA